AUGGACGCACCUUUCUCAGGGAAUCUUUUGAUUCUCGACCCGAAUGAGACAACUCCUUCAUUCAAGAGCCUAAUUCCUUUGCCAGGAAGUAAUGGGCUGACUGGCAUUGCUCAUCUUGGCGGGGAUGUCUAUGCGGUCACGGGCGGCAUACACAUGCCAUUUAUGUUUGAGAAUGGCACCAUGGCUGUAUACGUUGUCAAGGUGGACGCGGAGAAUGAGACGGGAGUUUUAUUGGAUACUAUCCCAGUGCCCGACACGCAAAUGUUGAAUGGCAUGGACUCGAUACCCGCCAACCCAACCACUGUCCUGAGCGUUGACUCAAUCCAAGGUCGCAUGUUUCGCAUCAACACAAGCACAAAAGAGGUCGAUGUUGCCUUCACUAGCGACGCACUCGGACCUUCAGGCAACGGUGUCCCACUUGGACCCAACGGCCUGAAGAUAAGGGGCAGCCACCUUUACUUCACCAACUCGGCGACCGGCGUAUUCGCGCGGGUUCCCAUCGACUCGUUGGGCAAUACUAUAGGCAGCAUUGAAAAGAUUGCAUCCUUGGAUAAUGUCAGCAUGGCAGGUAAUUUGUAUGAUGACUUUGACAUCGACUGCAAGGGGAACGCGUACCUUUCGGUCCAUGGUUCGUCGGUUAACCGCGUUACGACAAAAGGCGUCCAGACGACUCUGGCUGGCGGGUUCAACGGCACUCUAGUCAAAGACCCAACAUCGGUCUCUCUGGCUAGAGACGGCAAGUCUGUGUACGUCGGAACGGGUGGAGAUGGUUCUGGCGGCCAGGUCCUACGCAUUACACUGUAA
Messenger RNA from Clonostachys byssicola, 804 nucleotides. NCBI's taxonomy places the organism in Eukaryota, Fungi, Ascomycota, Sordariomycetes, Hypocreales, Bionectriaceae. The record is from the annotation of a GenBank genome assembly.